UAAACCAAAUAUAGGGCACACGCCCCCAUUCUGGUUUUCUCUCCCACGGUCUCACUCUCACCCUCCUUCCGCCCUCGUUCCAGAUCGUCCCGCCGGCGCUGCGAUCCAGAAAUCGCCCAUCGAUCAAGUGAAGGAUUGUCUUAAAUGGCUUCUGGAAGAGGCAUUUUCCAUCUUCUCAAAAAGAAGUCUCUUCACCAAUCAUCAACUUCAUCUUUCUUACCCUCAUAUAUGUUAAAGCCAGAUCAGGGUGCCGCUGGAUCUGCUGGAGUGAAGUCACUCAGAGCUUUGGCAUUCCUUGGAGUAGGUGUUUCUGGCUUGUUGAGCUUUGCUACUAUAGCUUCUGCUGAUGAGGCUGAGCAUGGCCUGGCAUGUCCAAGCUAUCCAUGGCCACACAAAGGAAUUCUCAGUUCCUAUGACCAUGCUUCAAUUCGACGUGGCCAUCAGGUUUACCAACAGGUUUGCGCUUCUUGCCACUCAAUGUCUCUGAUUUCAUAUCGAGAUCUAGUUGGUGUGGCAUACACGGAAGAAGAGACAAAGGCUAUGGCUGCUGAGAUUGAGGUGGUUGAUGGUCCUAAUGAUGAAGGUGAGAUGUUUACUCGCCCUGGAAAAUUAAGUGAUCGAUUUCCCCAGCCAUAUGCAAAUGAGCAAGCAGCUAGGUUUGCCAAUGGUGGAGCCUAUCCUCCAGACCUCAGCCUGAUUACCAAGGCACGACAUAAUGGUCAGAACUAUGUGUUUGCCCUUCUCACUGGCUACCGCGAUCCACCAGCUGGUGUUUCGAUCCGUGAGGGGCUGCACUACAACCCAUACUUUCCUGGUGGAGCAAUUGCCAUGCCAAAGAUGCUUAUUGACGGUGCUGUGGAGUACGAAGAUGGCACUCCAGCUACUGAAUCUCAGAUGGGAAAGGAUGUUGUGGCAUUUUUAUCAUGGGCUGCCGAACCGGAAAUGGAGGAGAGGAAACUGAUGGGUUUCAAAUGGAUUUUCGUACUGUCCCUUGCUCUUCUCCAAGCAGCAUAUUACCGGCGCCUGAAGUGGUCCGUCCUCAAGUCGCGCAAACUGGUGGUUGAUGCUGUAAACUGAUUACACAUCUUUUUAGUUUCUGUAACUUUGAUUUAAUGUGGAAGAAAAUGGCAAUAAGGAGUGUGGCUGAAUCACAUUGCCGAUGAGAUUGGUUCCUAUCUCAAGCACUUUUUAUCGGGAGAGAAUUUUAUUUUAUUUUCGUUCGAUAUCUUCUAUUUCACAUAUAAAAUUUUGUGUUCUUUUCAAGCUUAGUUUGCUGCUGUCAACCAAACUGAUUGAUGAUAUUUUUCUGUUGUAAGCUGGGAAAGCUUUCAAUAAUAAAGAUUUCUGUCUU
Messenger RNA from Dioscorea cayenensis subsp. rotundata (Guinea yam), 1351 nucleotides. RefSeq names its product cytochrome c1-2, heme protein, mitochondrial. Lineage: Eukaryota; Viridiplantae; Streptophyta; Magnoliopsida; Dioscoreales; Dioscoreaceae. The record is from RefSeq and is a predicted model, not a curated record. Bases 145 to 1077 code for a protein of 310 amino acids. Gene Ontology annotation, biological process: mitochondrial electron transport, ubiquinol to cytochrome c. Gene Ontology annotation, molecular function: heme binding; electron transfer activity. The transcript is spliced from 8 exons.